CAUUUUCAGAUGCUCGUGUGCUGCUUAUCAAUUUAUAGAAUUCUGCGUCGUCUGCGUCAGACAUUCGCUUAACUUAAUCUCAAUUCAAGCACUUAGUCUUGUUCGGUUACUCGGCAUCGUAAUUUGAAUCUGUCUGCCAAAUAAUGAAUAAAUUCUUGACGCUGGUUGGCAUCCUGCUGCUGGCUUGCUGGCAGGCCGGAAGUGUCCUGGCGGAUAGCGACAGCAGCAGUGACAGCGAUAGCAGUGAUGAUAGUGGACACAGUCACGGCCGAAAGCAUAAACAUAAAUACAAUAAUCCAGCGUAUCCCAGCUAUCCGCCAUACGCCUAUCCACCGUAUCCCUACACUCCCUACACAUACAACCAGCAGCAGCCGCCAUAUAAUCCGUAUGCGCAGCCGCCGCCGGCUCCUAUGAAUCCCCAGUACCCGAGUCCAUAUCCAGGCAAUCAGCAACCCUAUAACCAGUUUGCACCACCAGCACCUCAAUAUGGACCACCUGGCCAUCCCCCGGCACCACAAUCGCCCUAUCCUCCCGCACCACAAGCUGUGUAUCCCCCCGCACCACAAGCUGCCUAUCCGCCUGCACCGCAACAGCCACCACCAGCUUCUAGCGUUAUCAACCAUUCGCUCAAAGUUAACAAAGAAUAUCAGGAGGAUUUUAGCAAAAAUGUCGAAAAUAAUCGAAUUUAAAAUGUGAAAUGCUAUAAAUAACAAAAAUAUCAUUUCUAAA
Drosophila montana is the source of this 729-nucleotide messenger RNA. RefSeq names its product protein lifeguard 1-like. The record is from RefSeq and is a predicted model, not a curated record. The transcript has a single exon. Bases 144 to 689 code for a protein of 181 amino acids. NCBI's taxonomy places the organism in Eukaryota, Metazoa, Arthropoda, Insecta, Diptera, Drosophilidae.